UUCCAGCCCAUCAACCCCAAGCCGUUUUUGAAAACGCUCCUAAACAAGCCUGUAGUGAUCAGGUUGAAGUGGAACAAGUUGGAAUACAGAGGUACGCUCGUGGCCAUCGACAACUACAUGAACCUACAGUUGGAGGACGCUUCUGAAGUAGUCAAGCAGGACGCCACGGAGCCCUCUGAAACCGGCGAGCCUCCCGCCGGCGACGAGGGCGACAAGAUCGGGGACAUAUUCAUCCGAUGCAACAACGUGCUUUUCGUGAGAGAAAACACAAACACGGCUCUGGCCUAG
Metschnikowia bicuspidata var. bicuspidata NRRL YB-4993 is the source of this 288-nucleotide messenger RNA. Its product is annotated as mRNA splicing protein. The annotation marks the transcript as partial. The record is from RefSeq and is a predicted model, not a curated record. Gene Ontology annotation, biological process: mRNA splicing, via spliceosome; spliceosomal snRNP assembly. Gene Ontology annotation, molecular function: RNA binding. Gene Ontology annotation, cellular component: U1 snRNP; catalytic step 2 spliceosome. The transcript has a single exon. Lineage: Eukaryota; Fungi; Ascomycota; Pichiomycetes; Serinales; Metschnikowiaceae.